CUCCCUCUGCCUUCCUUCCCCACGGCCGGCCGCCUCCUCGCCCGCCUGCCCGCAGCCCCGGAGCUGAGGCCGCCGCGGCCGUGGCGGCCGAGCCCUCAGUCAUGGCCUCGGGCGACACCCUCUACAUCGCCACGGACGGCUCGGAGAUGCCGGCCGAGAUCGUGGAGCUGCACGAGAUCGAGGUGGAGACCAUCCCGGUGGAGACCAUCGAGACCACGGUGGUGGGCGAGGAGGAGGAGGACGACGACGACGACGAGGACGGCGGCGGCGGAGACCACGGCGGCGGGGGCGGCCACGGGCACGCGGGCCAUCACCACCACCACCACCACCACCACCACCCGCCCAUGAUCGCGCUGCAGCCGCUGGUCACCGACGACCCGACCCAGGUGCACCACCACCAGGAGGUGAUCUUGGUGCAGACGCGCGAGGAGGUGGUGGGCGGCGACGACUCGGACGGGCUGCGCGCCGAGGACGGCUUCGAAGACCAGAUCCUCAUCCCGGUGCCCGCGCCGGCCGGCGGCGACGACGACUACAUCGAGCAGACGCUGGUCACCGUGGCUGCGGCCGGCAAGAGCGGCGGCGGCGGCUCGUCGUCGUCGGGCGGCGGCCGCGUCAAGAAGGGCGGCGGCAAGAAGAGCGGCAAGAAGGGCUACCUCGGCGGCGGGGCCGGGGCGGCGGGCGGCGCGGACGCGGGCAACAAGAAGUGGGAGCAGAAGCAGGUGCAGAUCAAGACCCUGGAGGGCGAGUUCUCGGUCACCAUGUGGUCCUCAGAUGAAAAAAAAGAUAUUGACCAUGAAACGGUGGUUGAAGAACAGAUCAUUGGCGAGAACUCGCCUCCUGAUUAUUCCGAGUACAUGACAGGAAAGAAACUUCCUCCCGGAGGAAUACCCGGCAUCGACCUCUCAGAUCCCAAACAACUCGCAGAAUUUGCUAGAAUGAAGCCAAGAAAAAUUAAAGAAGAUGAUGCUCCAAGAACAAUAGCUUGCCCUCACAAAGGCUGCACAAAGAUGUUCAGGGAUAACUCUGCCAUGAGGAAGCACCUGCACACCCACGGCCCCCGAGUCCACGUCUGUGCAGAAUGCGGCAAAGCUUUUGUUGAGAGCUCAAAACUAAAACGACACCAACUGGUUCAUACUGGAGAGAAACCCUUUCAGUGCACGUUUGAAGGCUGCGGGAAGCGCUUUUCACUGGACUUCAAUUUGCGCACACACGUGCGCAUCCACACCGGAGACAGGCCCUAUGUGUGCCCCUUCGACGGUUGUAAUAAGAAGUUUGCUCAGUCGACUAACCUGAAAUCUCACAUCUUAACACAUGCUAAGGCCAAAAACAACCAGUGAAAAGAAGAGAGAAGGCCCUUCGCAGCCUCAGGAAGCAUCUUCCAGGAGCGUGAUUGGGAAUAAACAUGCCUCUCCUUUGUAUAUUGUUUCUAGAAAAGAAUUUUAAAAAUGAAUCCUACAUACCCAAGGGACAUGUUUUGAUAAAGUAGUAAAAAUUUAAAAAAAAAAACUUUAAUAAGAUGACAUUGCUAAGAUGCUCUAUCUUGCUCUGUAAUCUCGUUUCAAAAACACGGUGUUUUUGUAAAGUGUGGUCCCAACAGGAGGACAAUUCAUGAACUUCGCAUCAAAAGACAAUUCUUUAUACAACAGUGCUAAAAAUGGGACUUCUUUUCACAUUCUUAUAAAUAUGAAGCUCACCUGUUGCUUACAAUUUUUUUAAUUUUGUAUUUUCCAAGUGUGCAUAUUGUACACUUUUUGGGGAUAUGCUUAGUAAUGCUAUGUGUGAUUUUUCUGGAGGUUGAUAACUUUGCUUGCAGUAGAUUUUCUUUAAAAGAAUGGGCAGUUACAUGCAUACUUCAAAAGUAUUUUCCUGUAAAAAAAAAAAGUUAUAUAGGUUUUGUUUGCUAUCUUAAUUUUGGUUGUAUUCUUUGAUGUUAACACAUUUGUAUAAUUGUAUCGUAUAGCUGUAUUGAAUCAUGUAGUAUCAAAUAUUAGAUGUGAUUUAAUAGUGUUAAUCAAUUUAAACCCAUUUUAGUCACUUUUUUUUUUUUUCCAAAAAAUACUGCCAGGUGGUGAUGUUCAGUGUAAUUUCUUUGCCUGUUCAGUUACAGAAAGUGGUGCUCAGUCGUAGAAUGUAUUGUACCUUUUAACACCUGACGUGUACAUCCCAUGUAACAGAAAGGGCGACAAUAAAAUAGCAAUCCUACAGAAAGAAUAUGGCAGAAAAGAGAUCUGUAAGCACAGUCUUCUUUCCUUUUGUUGUCCAGAAUAAUUAUAAUUCUUGAGCCUCCCAGAAAUUGGAAGCUAAAUAAAGCAACUCAAGUUUCCUUUACUUUGCACUCAAGUGCAGUGACUUGUGACUAAAGCGAUGCAUGGACAUCCUGCUACUUCCACAUGUGCCGACUCGGUUCGGAGAGAGAGAGAGAGAGUAGGCCCCAGGCACCCCGAGUUAAGGAACUACCUCAGAGUCCCCCAGAUCGGGCCCGGUGACGAUAGGAUCGUGGAGUUAGCGCCCCCAGCACACGUGUGACCGAAGCGCCUGUGCCCCGGCCUGCGUGUGUCCUCCAGGUAAGGUGCUCCCUGGCGAUGGCGCUGCUCAGGCCGCCUUCGGAGCAGCUCCGGCAGGCCCCGGCUUGUCUGACGGGGAGCACUUAGGGUUAGCGGCUGCUUCGUUUGAGAGCCUUGGUCCCUGCCUCCGGUGGGAUCUAAAUGCCAGCGCGGUGUGGCAGCUGAGGGCCCGGAGCCGACUUCAGUGCCGAAGCGGAGAGUGAGUACAGACUGGCGAGGUGGUUAGGUCGUUGCGAAAACUGUGCUCAGUGAGUACUUUACCUCUGACAUUGUGACCUCCCAAAUGUACGAUGGUGAUUUUUGGAUUUAAGAGUCAAAUAGCGGACUCGCGAGGCUAUUUUAUGAACUGCCAUGAUACAGCAAAAUCCCAUGUAUUCAAAAUGCAAACCUACUCCGUGUCUUUGUGCUGCAUGCUUGACUCUUCAAGGUAAUAGACAGACUAGCUAACGUCAGAUUCCUUUGCAAGACGUCCAGGACACCAUCCGGUCGAAAACGUAGCUCUGUCUCUACGGCUUCUCCAUCGGUCCUGUGCAGGAGGAGUGGUGACCUUAUGACAGUGACCCUGUGGCUCUCCGGAAUUUUGAAGUGCCUUCUGAAUCAUAAAUGAAAAAUGUAACUUGAGACACUUUUUUUUAUUUGUUCAGAAUCUGUUAUCCAUUGAGUGAGUAGUUUGAUGGAACUGAGUUAAUCAGAAGACCCCAGCUGUUCUCUGGAUAAGCCAGGCUUUGCUGUAUCUGGCAGGCAGGAGAGAGGUAAGCCCGCGGCAGACGGAGGUCCCCUUCCAAGCCGAGCGCCCUAGUGCGAACAGGUGCUUCUCUGACCAGACCUGGGGCAGAGGCGUCCACCGCUGCCUACUUCCCUCCCCGCCGGCAGGCGAGCGUCCCCAGGUGGCUGUGUUAGGAGGCUGCAGCUGCCUCGCCCUCGCCCAGUCGUGUGCCACCCUGGAGCCUGGUCCUGGCGCUGUCCUCAGGACCCCCGCCCGAGGGCCUGAGGCCGGCCGGACUCGUGCCGUGGCGGACCCUGGAGGGCCGGGCGGGGACCUACCGGAGCCAGGCUCCCGAGUGGAGGGCGGCCCCUCUUCCUCUGUGCCUUGACCCCUUGGGGGUGCCUCCGGCCAUCUCUGUCCCUUUCUGCGCUGAGUCAGCCGCCACCACUCCCCUCGACUCUCCGUUCACAUGUCUUCUCUCAGUCUGCAGAGUUCAUUUCUGAGAGGAAUCUCUGGGCGCUGAAGACAAAUUAGCGUCCAGGUUCCUGGGUGACACAGCACGCGCAGUUGACAAGAGCAGUGUGGGAAACGGAUAAAGGACACCUUGCAGCGUAGAGGUCGUUCUCGUGGCUGUGACUCCAACCCGUUUCGCUUGUGGUUAGAAUUUAUAAUUUUGCUAAAGAUGUAGUUUACUAAAACUUAAAGUGGUGUUCUAACAGUGAGUCAGUCGUCUUGAGAAUUAAUCGGGUUUAUAAGUAAUACUGAUAGACAUAUUUUCUUACAUCUGAGCUGAAAUAAAUGCAUGUUUCUCGCGUAUGUAACAUACAAGCGCCAGAGGAUGAGUACCUCUAACAAGAUGGUGUUUUCUAUUUUUGGAUUUCUUCUUAUUUUCCCCCUUUUUGGUAGUGGGGGUUUAGGGGAAGCAUAAUGUUUGUAUAAAGAACUGUCACCCCAGAGUGACAUUUAUUUUCCAAGGUGACAGUGAACUCACUGUUGGUUUCCUAUGGUGUCUGUGUGCUGUGCCUAGACAAGGUCUGAGGCUCUGAGGAAAAUCAAGAUUUUCUUUAAUUUGGUUUCCAUGUGCAUCCUUUAAUGUCAGUUACUUUGCUCACCUGGAGUAAAAUUAAAGGGAGACCCUUUGAAGUGUGCUCGACGCCUGCCAGGGGUUCCCAGCCAAGUUCUAGUUCACUUGUUCAGACAGACGAGAGGCUUCCGUGGAGUAGGCUGCCUGCGGCCCAUCUGCUUGGCGGCACCUCCCCACUGGCCCUUAACCUCUCAGUCUGGUCUGCGGCUGGGCAAGACGGGGUCCCCUCAGCGAUCAUCCGCCCCCACCACACACAGGCAGAGGGAGCGGCUCGCUUCUCGCGCCCGACUCCUCUGACCUGGGAUCGGCGCAGCUCAGGGCGGCCGUGUUAUUGGUCCUUAACUCCUCCUGUCCUCUUGACAUCUGACCACCAGCAAAAGCAAGGAUCCCAGAGGUCAGAACGGGGGGUGGGGGCAGCCGAGGCCUUUCACAGGCGUCCACCUGAUGCCGUGACCGCCCCGCGAGGCUUCCUCCUGGCUGCUGAAGCCAGCCCUGUGCCUGUCACCGACGGCUUGACCCUGCCCUCGGGUGCCCCUGUCGGAACCCAGGCCCGGCAGGUCCUGGCAGGUGCCUUCCGCCCAAACUCAACCCAGGAGGUGGAGGGAGGGGCCCAGGCCCCCGCUGGCCCGCUCUCCACGGCCCGCUCUUCUGCUUGACAGUCGUCCCCGGGGCCCUCGUGCCCGCGCAGAAGCCUUCGGCUGAGUGGCUGGCUGGGGACCUGGAGAGCUCGGGUUGUCACUGCCCCUGUCGUGGCUUUCCUGGUGGCCCGAAGGUGGUUUGAGAGCAGCAGCGGCAGGCCGGAGAGGGUGUUAGUCCAGCUGGGGCGGCCUGGGCCCUGAUGGCAGGGGCGGGCGGCGUGCCCGCUGCCGCGCUUCGCCCGCUCCCUGUAGGAAACCCGGGAGGGCACGUGGAGACGGAACCGCAGCCUUAGAUCGGCAGGCAAACCAGACUUCCCACAGACCGGUCGUGCCGGCUUCCACGUCUCCCGCCAGCAUCUCUGGGAGUCGACGGGGGGUGGUGUGUGGUGGCACCGCGGUCGCCUAGAGCGUGAUGACCGUUUAUCCAAGAGUGGCAGUUUGGUCACACUGCUCUUGAUGAAAGAUGCUCAGACGCCCUAAGAGGCGGCACUGGGGUGUCGCGGGGAGGGGCCGGCGGCUGUGCGGGGUUGUGUUGGCUGCUCUGUGUCGGGGCCGCACGGGGUCUGCUUAUACACGUUGGAGGGAAAGCGGGUCAGUACCAAACAGCAACCUGUCUGCGACAACAUCCUUCGCGGGUGCAGGGCUCUGCUAUCUACAGGUGGUGAUUGGUCCAACUUUUCGUAGAACAAUUCUGUUUUUACUCACUUUCUGGUAACUUCUGUAGGCCCCGAUUCAAGGACUUCACUGUGCGUCUCAUGUACAUCUCUCUCUCAAAUGUCUGCCGUUUCUGGAACUGUCCUUGGUUUUCCCUUAGCUCAUAGGUCAUAGAUGCAGAAAUAUUAGAGUAUUUAAGGCAUCCGCAUCCAGCAUCAGAUGGCUUUGCAUCCAGAAAAAAACAUUUAACGAUAAUUCAGUUUGAAGCACCAAGCAUGUGUAACAUGGCUCUAUAAAAUAUAAUAAACGCAUAAUGUUGUUAAACUUU
Molecule: messenger RNA, 5974 nt
Organism: Sus scrofa (pig)
Lineage: Eukaryota; Metazoa; Chordata; Mammalia; Artiodactyla; Suidae
Gene: YY1
Product: YY1 transcription factor
Biological process (GO): regulation of transcription by RNA polymerase II
Cellular component (GO): transcription regulator complex; PcG protein complex; chromatin
Molecular function (GO): DNA-binding transcription factor activity, RNA polymerase II-specific; RNA polymerase II cis-regulatory region sequence-specific DNA binding
Source: RefSeq, a predicted model, not a curated record